AUGGAAGCCUUCUACGGAUCCUGGAAGCUGACCAGCAGUGAGGGCUUUGAUGCCAUUCUGCAGCGUCUGGGUGAGUCGUUGAUUUCUAACCAGUCCCCCUAUCUCUCUCUCCUUCCCUCCCCUCCCCAAUGCACUAACUCUGCUGUUCUGGCCCUCUCCAAAUCCAAAGAUGUUGGACUGGCUGCUCGAACUGCCGCAAACACCCUGCACCCCACAGUGACCAUUGAGAAGUCCGGUGAUGAGGAGUACUCAAUCACCACUGCGAGCACAUUCAAGACCUCCAAGGUGACCUUCAAGCUUGGUGAGGAGUUCGAAGAGAAGACGCAGGACGGUCGUGUUGUGAAGGUGAGUAUCCGCCCAACCGCCGCCGCUCUAGUCCACUGUGGUGUCUUUUAGACCACCAUCGUCCUCGACGGAGGUGCGUUGAAGGCGACGCAAGUGGGUGACAAGGUGACGACUCUCACCCGAACAGUGGAGGGCAACUGCAUGAAAAUGGUGAGUUGCCUUGACUACAAGAAGACCGACCGUGAGAACUUUGCAAGGUGUAUGUGCAGAUGUAAGAUGAGUGGGGGGUUCAGAGUGUGUGAGAGAGAGCGUGUUUGUGUGUGUGUGCCCCUAAACGGGCUAUGUGGUAGAUGCGUUGGACUAACAGGGGAGCUAUAUCAGAGUCUGGCAGGCGUUUUCGGAUUGCACACCAUAACAAAUGCCAACAUUUCAUAACAAAUGUCAUUAUGUCGGUGUGCGGUGACAGACCCGGCUGCCGGCAGAUGUCACGCACACUGGAACCCCUGCGGUCCCACUCCCCAUUGUUGUUCUUGGUCAAAUACCUGGUCAUUUGCUUUGUGGACCAGGGGCUGUGGAGUGGGAUGUCAAGGUGCGGGCUCUACCGUACCAUCCACCUGCACCCUCCCCUGCCUUCGAUCUUCUUGACUAUGUUUUGGCAGCCGGCGCAGGCGGAGGUUGGGGAAACGAGAGUGUGGUAGAUGCUGUGCAAGUCUGUUAUCACUUUAGACUAAUUCACGCACAAGUCACCGUCCCUGCAUGAAAAUGGUGAGUCGCCUGUGUCAAACUACUACCGACGGUGCGAGCCUCGCAAGAUUUAUGUCCAGACUUAAUAUGUAUGGUGAGAGAGACAGAGAGACUGAUGGUGCACUGGUCAUGCAUGACCACAUCGUCAAUCAAUCUUUCGAGCAAAUUGGAUAGGAGUAUCAUAUUCUUCCUCUUUUGAGUGGCUGGCUUUAAAGUCAGGCUUUGAAGCGGAUAGGAAGUUCCUGUUCAAACCACUUAACAGUACUCCCAACACGAGUUUUUUUGUCUAACAUAAUAUAUUGAGUGUGUUCCUGUGUCAGAAUCUUUCACGACUCCAGUCUGUUUCCAGCCAAUCAGUUCUUCUCGCACAAACGCCUGCCGUGGUCUCACCCGGGGCUUGAGCGCAUGAGCGGUCAGACGGUUUGGCCAGUGGGGACUGGCCUUUUGCCCUGUGUAGUGAAAACGCAUACAAGUAGACGUUUGAGAAUUAAUCGACAAACCCCCCUAUGAUGCUGUGAUCCUGCUCAACUCACAUUCGUCCCCUAGGAAACAGACUGAAUCAUUCUGAUAAAGGAAAUAUUUGGCUCUAUCAUCUCAACAGACCAAUCAUCGGUGGGUACACGCGUAAUAUGUAAAAUUUGAAACUGGAGUUCAUAUAAGAGAAAACACACGGGAAAGUUGGGAAUCCUCUGAUGAGCCGAACCCCUCGCAGUUGCAUCAGGCAGCGAUAGAGGAUCGGCGAAACACGCGUGUCUGGGCUUUUAACUACUUCCUGUGUUGUUAGUACGGUAAAUAAUUACACAGUUCUAUCCUACUGGCUGCCUAUUGGCGGUUUGUGAAUAUUACUCGGUUGUUCCGCAGUAGGUAUUGGAUUUCAACACAAAUAUUUAUAUCGAAUACGGCGAUGUGCCUGAGAAGGUCUCUUUCGAAGGAUUUACUCCAAGUUCGCGCAUUAAUUUCCUCGGAAAUUAAACAAGACAAUCCUGAAACGGCUGUAUUCGCGGCGUGGCUUCAAUUCCCUCCUUGAAACCCAGCCUCCGAACUAUAGCGCAAAUAAAACUAAGUCCCAUGCUGAUCGGCUGCAUAUGUUCUCAUAGUUUUCCGUCAAAUGAAACUUACGGAUGACUUCUUUUUCUUGCAUUGUAGACUGUUCAGGUGGAUGAACUGGUUGCCCACCGAUACUACAAGCGCGUCUAG
Molecule: messenger RNA, 2226 nt
Organism: Spirometra erinaceieuropaei
Lineage: Eukaryota; Metazoa; Platyhelminthes; Cestoda; Diphyllobothriidea; Diphyllobothriidae
Source: the annotation of a GenBank genome assembly